Messenger RNA from Teleopsis dalmanni, 1311 nucleotides. RefSeq lists its product as uncharacterized. The record is from RefSeq and is a predicted model, not a curated record. The transcript is spliced from 5 exons. NCBI's taxonomy places the organism in Eukaryota, Metazoa, Arthropoda, Insecta, Diptera, Diopsidae. Bases 173 to 1147 code for a protein of 324 amino acids.
AUAAGAAUAGUAAAUUUCAUUAAAUUUAAGCGAUUAUCUAACAUAAUCGCAAAAUGCAAUAGCAGAAAAGUACACAAUAUUUACAUAUAUUUAAAAAUUUUUGAAAAGUUAUAGAAUAUUUAAUGCAAAAUAUUCCCUACCUCCAAAAAAGGCUUAACUUAAUUUUACCAAAAUGCAGAACGGAAUUAUACAGCUAAUGAAUCUUUUGAGCAAUUCGCCCCCAUCUAUUAGUAUCACAAGUGACUUAAAUAUAUCAGAUACUAGCUCAAGUGACUUUAAUAUAUCGGAAGUUGGCGAUUAUGAUUGGCUCAAUGCCUCUGAUAUAGAAUACGAGUUUGACGACUUAGAUAAUAUUGAACUUAAUAUUAAUAUCGAGGAUGUAUUAGACUACUUUUUCUUAGUAAUGAAUAAACAUGGCGAAAAUGCAACACUAUAUUUAAGUCUUAUGGAAAUUUUGGAAACUUUAAAGAAACAACGGGGCGGGUUAGAUGAUGUGCAUAAUGCAAUAUUAAAAUUUGUUUACAAGCAGAUUCGUAUGGAACGUAUGCUGGGUACUCCUGAACUAUCAGAGAACGCACAAAAUCCAGAUUUACGAAGUUUCUUGAAUUGGUGUACAUUUCAAACGGUCAUCCAAAUAUACAGGGAGCCAAUAAUAAUAAGAACACAGCCAAAUGCCAACAUAAAUAUAGUUGAACAGCCUAAUAAAUGUUCCGAUAUAUCGACUUCGUAUGAGGAAAAUUUUAAUAAUCUUUUUUCAAACUUCAUGUCCAAUCUUUCUGUCUGUUUUGAUAAUUUUGAAAGCAAAAUGCGUCGUGUAACUGAGAGACACAAAAAUUUGGAACAAAGGGUAGCAUCUUUUGGAAAAAGAUUGGAGGAAAGUAGAACAGAAUACCUCAAGUUUUAUAAUAAAGCAACAACACCAAAUGUAGAACUUUUAAAAAAGAUAAACCAUGCUUUAGAGAAAAAUACUGAACAAGUGGCUGAAAAUGUAAAAAAUGAGAAUUCUGAUAUUUCUCCGGUCAGCGACGAGCAAGUAUCAAUUCCAGCGCCUAUUGGAGUUUCCGCUACUAAACCAAGUAGGAUUCCACUGCUACGCAAUCCGUAUCCGGGUUACCAUAAGAACCUUAACCUGAAUAACCACCGUUAGUAUCUAUAACACAAUAGGGAGUAUAUAUAUAAAUUUCGGUAUCAAUUUAUAUAUCUAUUUUGAGAAAACUAAAUUCCGUAUUUAUUUGAAAUGUGCAGUUAAUUGGAUUACUUGUAAUUGAUAUAAACAGAAAUGUUAUUUCCGCGUAUAUAUUUUUACUUUAC